Molecule: messenger RNA, 3733 nt
Organism: Ctenopharyngodon idella (grass carp)
Lineage: Eukaryota; Metazoa; Chordata; Actinopteri; Cypriniformes; Xenocyprididae
Gene: nt5dc1
Product: 5'-nucleotidase domain containing 1
Exons: 12
Coding region: 368-1747 (459 amino acids)
Molecular function (GO): 5'-nucleotidase activity
Source: RefSeq, a predicted model, not a curated record
CACCCGGAAAUGCGCGAAUAUUCAUAUAUUCUUACGCUCGUAACUUCGUAUCCUCUAUAAGCAAGCAUGAUACAUACAUCUAUGUUGUUUAUAUGCAAUGUUACAACCGGCACUGUAGCAUAGCCUAGUAUUUCCGCGUUAACACGUUUUUGGGUGACUGCGCCUUCCGUGUAACCGUUUCUGUAGAAACGCGGCUUGUAGUCUUUUGUGACAUUGUUGUCGCUGCUAUUCCACGUGUUGCAGAACAGACAAAUACAUUGCAGACUGCCGCCACCGAGCGAGCUGCAUCGACAGCUUUAAGUCAUCGCUGUCAUUGCAAGACAUCACGAUUCUGUAAUCUUUUUCAAUUCCCUCUAAAGGCUGUACAAUGAGUGAAUACUUCUCGCUGUCGGAGUGUGAUGUGAUUGGCUUUGAUUUGGACCACACGCUCUGUCGAUACUAUUUGAAGGAGACCUCCAGGCUGAUCUAUGAGAGUUUUGCACGGUAUCUCGUGGAACACAAGGGAUAUGAUAAAGAUCUACUUAAUUUAACACCUGCUACUUGGGAUUUCUGUUUUAAAGGUCUUGUGGUGGACCUUGAGGAGGGUAACCUGGUCAAGUUGGCAGAGGAUGGUACUGUCUUGCGGGCAACUCAUGGCACUAAAAACCUGAGUACUGAUGACAUCAUAAAGCAUUAUGGUCCAAAAAGAGAAUGGAAGCAUUUUAAUAGCCUUGAUACCUCAUACACACGAUCUGCAAAAUACUAUUUUUAUGACAACUAUUUUGACCUCCCUGGUGCGCUUCUCUGUGCCAGAGUGGUGGAUAUGUUGCAUAAGCGAGGAGCCGAAAUCUCAUCUGACUUGUGGAAAGACAUUGUUGCUGCAAUUGACCAUAAUUACAACACAUCUGCAUUUCGGGAGGACACAGGGACGUAUUUCCCCAGUGUGAAACGUUGUCCUGGCCGUUACCUGCAGCCCUGCUCGGAUGCAGUCAAGAGAUGGUUGAGGAGCAUGAAAAAUAGCGGUAAAGUCCUACUGCUCAUCACUAGCUCACACUCUGACUACUGUCGACUAGUGUGUGAGCACAUACUGGGAACGGACUUUGAGGAGCUGUUUGACAUCAUUAUCACUAAUGCUCUGAAGCCUGGAUUCUUCUCUCUGGUUCCACAGCAAAGACCUUUCAGAACCCUGGUGGAUGAUGUUGAAGAUAGUGAAGGCUUGCCAUCUCUGGAAAAGCCUGGUUGGUAUUCUCAGGGCAACUGGCCUCAUCUGCACGAGCUACUGAAGAAUAUGACCAACAAAUCAGAGCCCAAGGUGGUGUAUUUCGGAGACAGCAUGCGCUCGGACAUGUUCCCAGCCUGCAGCUUUGCGAAGUGGGAGACGGUGAUGAUUGUGGAGGAGAUGGAGGGGGAGGGCGUUCCACGUGCUAACGCAACCCCCUGUAACAGCCCCACCCCGGGUGAAGGCCCUGUAGAGAAAAAGGGCAAGUUUGAGGAUCAGGGAAUGAAAUCUCCUUCAGCUGUAUCAAACCAGUGGGGCUCAUAUUUUGUGGACGUGCAAAAGAAUGAAGGAGAGGAGACACAGAGACUCACCUGGUGUUGCCACAGUAUCCACACAUACAGCACCAUGGCUAUACCCAGCAUUGAGGCUAUAGCAGAUCUUCCUCUAGACUUUAAGUUCCAGAGAUUCUCUUCAGAUAAGCCCGUCACGACAGGUUAUUACCCCAGACCUCCAGACUCACUGCUGAAAUGGGAAGAGAACUUGUCCUGAACCUACACGCCUGUCAGCAUAGACCAGGAGAUUGUUCCACCGUCACAUUCUCAAUCUUCACCACAGAGCUAGACCAUCCAUUCAUCCAAUCAGUGAUAAAGCUGUGUGAAUAUAACACCCAGAGCACUGUCUGUGUGUCUUCUCACCCCUUCCUGAAUCAGUCUACACAGUAUGAAGUUGUGUCGGUUUAGAUGCUGAAUAUCCGUACGUUGAUUGUUGGAUGUAGAAGGAAGUCACAAUGUAUUGUGUCUCAUCCAGCUUUGUGCAUUCACUACCAUUAAACUUCUUUUAAUGGUGUACAGAAGAAAAAAAGAAGAAGAAAAAAAACAUAGCUUUCCCAUGGCCAUGAGCUGUGUGUGGUUUUUUGUUUGGUUCUGUUCUGUUCCAUUUUAUUAUUGAAGGGAAUGUUACCUCAGAGGAUUUGUUCCUGCAGCUGAUGUAUAUUUCUGCAGGAAAGCAAGCACAAAUUAUAUUGAAUAUUCAUGUAAUCAAGAAACAGCCAUGAGUUCUUUUGUGAUUGGUUGAUGUUUUGAGAGUGUUGUAAACUGCAAGUUCUGUAAUUGGUUCAGAUCUGGGCCAGUUUACUGUAUUCUGCAAAAGUUUCUGUGACAGUUGAGAAAAUGAACAUCAUAGUUCCAAACCUCAGAAGAGUAUUAAAGGAAUAGUUUACCCCAAACUAAACAAAAAGUUUAUUAUUUAAUCACCAUCAUGUUGUUCCAAACCAUUGUGAUGUUGUUGGAACCCAAAGUCAUUGCUGAAGAAUCUUCACACAGCUCUUUCCAUACAAAGACAGUUCAUAGUGACCACAUAUUUAAAGCUCAAUAUAAAAAGCACAGAAAAUCUAGUCCAUAUGUCUCAUGGGCUUCAGAUGCCUCAAGAAGAACAUUUCAGUUGUUAUUCACUGAUCAUUUUUUCCCUUCACUGAACCAUUGAAUUUAGUUCAUUGGUUUAGUGAGCUAAACUCAAGAACCAGUUCAGUGAUUUUUUUUUUUUUUUUUUUUUUUUGAGGUGGGUAUGUUCAAGGAACUAGUUGAUCCAGUGAAUCAGACGGAUUUGUUCAACUCACAGACUCCAGUUACAACAGUUCUUGAGGUAACAGCUCACUGAAGGGAAAGUUAACCAAUGAAUACUGACUUGCGUUUUGAUCUGUUCUUUACACUAAUCUAUCAGAAGUCUUGAAAUAUAGCUAGCAAGUUCUAUGUAGAUUUUGGAUUUUUCAAGAAUAUCUAAUUAUUUUGUUCCAAGGAAGAAAGAAAGUCGUACAAGUUUGGAACAAGGUGAGUAAAGAUAGUGGUGAACUAUUCCUUGUAAUUGCCUUUGUUUCAGGUCUUCAUUGUUACUGAAUGAAGAGGGGUGAAAAUUUUUUCUGUGUAUGUAAUGUUAUCGUAACAUUGUGUAAAAAAUAUUGUGCUGUUGGGUGAUAGUCAGUGUAAACAGUCAAUUUCUGUCAUGCGCAGAACCAAUGUUGAAUGGUGCCAAGCUUUAUCCACCCAUUUAGUGAUUUUAUGUGUCUGGGCAAAUCUCUCACCUAAAACCUGUUAUUUGUUUCAUGUGUGUGCUGGCCCUGAGCUUUAAUAAUGAUUUGUUUAAUGCAAUGUAAGUGAUGUUGGUGGUUUGCUUGUUUUUAUAUAUAUAUAUAUAUAUAUAUAUAUAUAUAUAUAUAUAUAUAUAAUAUGAGUGCUCUGAUGAGGUUUCUACAGUGGUCAGCUGUAAUGGAGUUUACAUAAAAAUGGUACAGUUUUAAAACACGCUGCAUGUCAAAAGUUUAACAGAGAUUCCCAAAACUGAGUUGAAUGACACUAGGCAGCUUUGUCAUGGGUACAGAAGCGUGGAAAUCCUCAUCAUAAGCAUGACCUACUUUUCUCAAAUUAAAAAAAAAAAAAAAAAUGUCUCUUCUGCUGUAUGUUGUGAGUAGUGUCUGUUUAUUGAGUGCAGGGAAAGUGUCCAUAUGUGCAGAUAAAAUAAAAAAAGAAAGAUGUUACAGUA